CAUUUCCCAAAAGAAUCUUUCUUUCUUCUCCAUAUAAGAGUUACAAAGCAAAUCCCUUCUCCAUACAUGAGGUCGAAAGCAAGCAAGGCUACUUUAGCCAACAUCCUAUUACCAUACAUCCAUGCUUGUAGGAAAUCCUAGCUUAGGGUUGUCAUUGCUUCGUAGAUAUAUAGAAAUACUCGCUAUCAACUUAUCGACUUGUCUGGUCGAAGAUGGAGCCACCAGAAAGAGCAGAUUCAAUAGAAGUUGAUGGAGAAAAAUGGGUUUGUGAUUCUUCUGUGGAUCAUAAAGGAAGAGUUCCUCUAAGAGCUCACACUGGUGUUUGGAAAGCUUCUCUCUUUAUCAUCGCCAUUGAAUUCAGUGAGAGAUUGAGUUACUUUGGAAUAGCAACCAGCUUAAUCAUCUACCUCACAAAAGUGAUUCAUCAAGACCUCAAGACUGCAGCUAAGAGUGUAAACUAUUGGUCUGGAGUCACUACUUUAAUGCCUCUCUUUGGAGGAUUUGUCGCUGAUGCUUACUUGGGCAGAUUCUCUACUGUUCUAUUUUCAUCUCUCAUCUAUCUUCUGGGUCUAACUCUUCUAACAAUGUCCCAGUUUCUUCCAUGCUUAAAGGCUUGUGAAGAAGCUAUAUGCCACAAGGCCAGGAAGGUUCAUGAAAUCGUCUUCUUCCUUGCCAUUUACUUAAUCUCCAUAGGAACAGGAGGACAUAAGGCCUCCUUGGAGAGCUUCGGAGCUGAUCAAUUCGAUGAUGAUCACUGUGAAGAAAGAAAGAAAAAGAUGUCAUAUUUUAACUGGUGGAAUUUUGGCCUUUGUUUUGGAGUCAUCCUUGGUGUGACUCUUAUAGUUUAUGUACAAGACCAUAUGAGCUGGGGUGCUGCAGAUAUUAUUCUGAUAAUAGUUAUGGCUCUAUCACUAGUUAUCUUCACUAUUGGAAGGCCAUUUUAUCGAUAUCGGGCACCGUCAGGCAGCCCCUUAAAGCCAAUGUUGCAGGUUCUUGUAGCUGCCGUUAGAAAAAGAAAUCUGCCACAUCCUCCCAAUCCUGCUGAAUUAUAUCAAGUCUCCAAGGUGGACCAUGGGAGACUUCUCUGCCAUACCGAGAAGCUCAAUAAAUCAGGUACCCCAUUGAGUUGCAGGUUUCUUGAUAAAGCGGCUAUUCUGGAAGGCACAGAGAAUUUUGCUGAGAAGCAAAGUCCUUGGAGGCUUGCUACUGUAACUAAUGUUGAGGAGAUGAAGCUUAUUAUCAACAUGAUCCCAGUAUGGCUAGCCACCUUGCCGUUUGGGAUUUGCGUAGCACAGUGCUCCACAUUCUUCAUCAAGCAAGCCACCACGUUGAACCGAAAGAUUGGAAAUGAUUUUGAGAUUCCUGCAGCCUCCAUUUUCUCACUUGCUGCCAUUGGAAUGAUAAUCUCCGUCACAACGUAUGAGAAGAUCCUAGUGCCAACACUAAGAAGAAAAACUGGAAAUGAGCGAGGAAUCAAAAUCCUCCAAAGAAUCGGUACUGGAAUGGUGUUCUCAAUUGCCACAAUGGUUGUUGCAGCCUUGGUUGAAAAAAAGAGGCUAAGUGUUGCUGAGAAGGAUCCACUGAAGGGGUCACGUCUUUCAAUGAGUGUGUUCUGGUUGGCUCCACAAUAUCUCAUCAUAGGCAUUGGAGAUGGAUUUACGUUAGUGGGGUUGCAAGAGUACUUCUAUGACCAAGUUCCUGAUUCAAUGAGGAGUUUAGGCAUUGCCUUCUAUCUUAGUGUGAUUGGAGCUGCGAACUUCCUUAGUAGUCUCCUGAUAACAGUCGUGGAUCAUGUCACAGAGAAAUAUGGGAACGGUUGGUUUGGGAAGGACUUGAACAGUAGCCGCUUAGCAAACUUUUACUGGCUUUUAGCAGCCAUCACUGCAGCUAACUUGUUCGUCUUUGUGUUCUUGGCUCGGAGAUAUUCGUACAAAAAUGUGCAGAGGAAUGUGGCUGUGGCUGCUUGCCCACCAGCUAAUAAUAAUAAUAAUAAUCAGGGUGAUUUAGUGCUAGAAAUUGAAGUUAAGAGAUGAUCUUAUUACUUGUAAUGAUAGAACAAUGUCAUGAUAAAAUUUUUGUAAUAGUAGCAUGGAUCUGUACAAGAGAAGAUCUUCCUUC
Messenger RNA from Manihot esculenta (cassava), 2118 nucleotides. Its product is annotated as protein NRT1/ PTR FAMILY 5.6. The coding region runs from base 213 to 2033 and encodes 606 amino acids. Gene Ontology annotation, cellular component: membrane. Gene Ontology annotation, biological process: dipeptide transport; transmembrane transport. Lineage: Eukaryota; Viridiplantae; Streptophyta; Magnoliopsida; Malpighiales; Euphorbiaceae. The transcript has 4 exons. The record is from RefSeq and is a predicted model, not a curated record. Gene Ontology annotation, molecular function: dipeptide transmembrane transporter activity; tripeptide transmembrane transporter activity.